This is a messenger RNA of Argiope bruennichi, 2463 nucleotides long. Its product is annotated as neprilysin-like. Lineage: Eukaryota; Metazoa; Arthropoda; Arachnida; Araneae; Araneidae. Gene Ontology annotation, cellular component: plasma membrane. The transcript is spliced from 20 exons. Bases 126 to 2228 code for a protein of 700 amino acids. Gene Ontology annotation, molecular function: metalloendopeptidase activity. Gene Ontology annotation, biological process: protein processing. The record is from RefSeq and is a predicted model, not a curated record.
AGGAUGAUCGCGUGUUUGAGAAGUGGCGGAAUGCCAAGGAGAUCCGAGUUUGCCCUCUUCUUUCAGUUAGAGAGACAGCUUGGGAAAAUCUUCUGCACCCCUGAAGAACCUCUUGGAACGAAGCAAUGGUCACAAAAGGAGGAUGUGCUGGUUGGUUCGAGCAGAGGACAAAUCUUGAGAAAACUUUAAUAUCUGUAUCCUGUCUUUUACUACUAACGUUGGUUUUAUUGAUACUUGUUGGAAUAGCCUUCAAAGGCAACAGUUCUGUAGAUUCUGGUGGUGACGGAAAGCCUGGAUGUUGGAGUUUAGAGUGUAUAAAGACAACCGGUGACAUCGUUUCGUUGAUGGACGAAAGAUGGGACCCUUGUUCCAAUUUCUAUGACUAUGCCUGCGGAAGCUUCAGCGAAUCGCUCGGACAUUCCAUAGCUCAAAAUUCGAUUGAUUCGAUUUACUUUUCAGUCAAAGAUCUCUUAGAAUCGUCUACGAGUACAACUACGGGUGAUCUAGACAACUUAAAAUCAUUUUACAACAAUUGCAUGGAUUUUGAAGGCAUCCAUAGCAAAAGAGAAGAUACAUCUAAAAUCUUUCUCGACCUGAUGGAUAAAUAUGACAUUGGCAGUUGGCCUGUUUUGGACGAUCAUUAUGAGACCAAAUUUUCUCUCUCCGAGGUUUUAUCCGCAUUGACAAUCAUCGGGAUACCAGUCGCAUUCCGCGUUGAAGUUGUGCCUGACAAUCAAAUAGAAGGAUCUUAUCUGUUAAAGAUAUCUCCUGGUGGUCCUUUGGAAUCGGGUCGUACUUCUCUCUCUAUUCGCAGCGAUCAAGACUUGAAAACGUACAUGCUUUUCUCUUUCUUGUUACUGGGAACCUCAACUUAUUCAAAAUCGACCAGAGCUGUUGAUGACAUUUUGGGUGCAGAUGCUUAUUAUGCCGAUAUUGAACGGGAUACCGAGAGAAAAUGCGAUACAGUGGAUGUCUUAGCUCCAGAUGAAUCAUUGGAGAGAUUAAAUAUUAUUAUUCCAGAAAUGGAAUGGGCAGUCCUAUUUGCAAGUAUACAAAAGGGAGCCGGAAUCAACAGACCCUUUGCUGUGGAAGUGCAUUGCAAGGCCAAAAUAAGAGAUUAUCUUAAUUAUUUGAACGAUCAAGUCGAUGUGAUAUCUCAGAAUUAUUUGGGUUGGCGUUUCUUUCAAUCCUUCGCCAAGCAUGUCGAGCCCACACUGAGGAGAGCCCAGCCCAGUGUCAAAGAUGACAUCCCAAGAUGGAAAGAAUGCGUGAUGAUCAUUGAGAAGCACGCAGCUCCUCUUCUGGCUCAAGGGUUAUCAUCACAACGAAUCAAUAAGGAAACGGAAGAGUUGGUACAGGAAAUGACCACGAGUUUUCGGUCAACGGUAGAAGAACUGGUCUCGAAGAACAAGUGGUUGAAGAAAGAGAAGAAGGCCAAGAUCCUCCGACAGAUUCAAUCCGUCAAGUUCCGGCUGCCAUACGGGAAGAAUGUCACCAAGGGCAUUCGAGGCAUCACGCUGCCCAGGGUUAAUACAGACAACUAUACACUUGCUGUAAUUGAGCUACAGAAACAGUCGGUCAUACGCAGUUUCAAAAAGUUAAACCCUUCCACGGUGACGGAUGAAUCCUCCGAAUCUUGGGAUUUGAUGUUGACAUCUGCAUCUCACAUUCCAACAGGAUCAUCACUUCCUGUUUAUUUUGAUAAAAUUCAAGAGCCUUAUUUAAGGUUUCAAGGACCAAAUGGACUAAACUACGGGAGUUUUGGAACGUUUCUAGCUAGAGAAUGGUCAGAAGCAAUAAUGUCGGAAAAUGGUAUAUCUAAAAAUGAUCACACGCCCAUAUGGGAUAUGUGGACAAAUAAUGCAAGCGGCUGUGUGAUGAACUUAUUUUCCGAGCGUUUUGUAUUAAGAUCUGAGGUAGAAAGAGAGAAACAUAUACAAGACUUACUUUUGGACAUUGGAUCUUUAGAAAUUGCAUUGGAGAGCGCAAGAAGCGGAACGAAAUCUCGGAAAACGGAUCUGCUUCCUGGACUGGAGCUCAGCGACGAGCAGAUGUUCUUCAUCGCCUACGCCCAGACGCAGUGUGAAGCUAAAAAAUCAGAAGUUAAUUCAACAUACAUUCCUAUCAGGGAGAGAGUAAAUAAGAUUGUAUUCAAUUCGAAAGCGUUUUCUGAAGCUUUCAGCUGCAGUUCACUGCCAUCAUCUUCUAAAUGCCAUAUCUGGACAUGAUUAUUUUUUUAAAGGACUAAAAAUGUUGCUCAUUUCUUUCAUUGCAUAUGUUUAAAUCACUCUCAUGUGUUUAUGGUAGAGAGAUUAGGAAUAAUGUAAUAAACAUUUGUCAUAAGCAAAAUAAAUGGCAUCUUAAGUAUCGAUUCAACAGAUUUGAACACAAAAAUUAUACCAAAACUGUGAAUCAUGAAGAGCUGUAUAUUUUCUAAAAUAAAUGCUUGUAUCGAUUAUUUUU